UGGGUGCAGUUCCAGUGUUCGCCGCUGGGUGGCAGCAGUGAGCGGCGCUCGUCCGUCGGUGAGUCGAAGGAAAAGGAAGCGAAGAAGAGAACUUAGUUUCAGCAGGUUGCUGUUUGGACGAAGAUGCUGCUUCUGAUCUGAGAUGACAGCAGAUGUUGUUUUCCUUCUUUGUGUGGCGGCCUCAUAGAGCUCCUGGUCCGUGUCUCGUCCUGUUGUCAGGCUGUCUGGUGUCGUCCAGGCGCUGACUGACUGACCGAUGCCUUCAUCAUGAUGAGGAGCUGCAGCGCUCUGGUGCUCGCCCUGCUCGCCCUGCUGCUGUCCCAGGCCAGAGGCUUCCUGGGCCCCUCCGAGGACGACGGCCUCCCCGAAGAGUGGGUGCUGCUUCACGUGGUCCAGGGCCACAUCGGGGCCGGGAACUACAGCUACCUGCGCCUCAACCACGACGGCAGAAUCGUGCUGCACAUGCAGAGCCUCAAGGGGGACGCGGACCUCUACGUGUCGGAUAAGACCCUGCGUCCGAGCUACGACACCUACAAGCUGCAGUCGGUCACCUGCGGCCCCGAUGUGGUGGUGGUGCCGGGGGACUUUGCGAGGCCCGUGGGCAUCGGCAUUUACGGCCACCCGUCUUACAAGGAGAGCGAGUUUGAAAUGAGGGUGUUUUACGAUCAGACGGUCCUCCAGGACCCGUUCGAAAAGUACACUUCAGAAGACGGACAGAAGAAGAAGAAAUCCCCUGAGGCGGCGGAGGAGGACUUUCAGGAGGAGGAGUCGAUCUUUUGGACAAUUCUAAUCGGACUUUUGAAGAUUGUACUAGAGAUUUUGUUUUGAAAAUUGGUUUCCUGCAUUGCUGCUCUGACACAAGGAGGAGAUUCUGCUUUAUUAUUUUUUUUUGCUCAGUCAGCAUUGAUACGAUGAAAAAGAUUAUUUUCUUUCCUUCUGUAUGGAUGAGGAAAAAGUGGCACCAAACUGGCAUUUUUAACAAAUCCUUUCCUUGUGAUCAAACAUGCAUAACAGAUGAAUAACAGUAGAAAUCAUUUGAUGGAUUACUGCGCUGGAUUCACCAGCGAAGCCUGAACGUAUGUUUGGUGAUGAGCACAUUAACAUAAACCUGCCGGAAGCAGCAGAUUUAGCUUCGGUGUCCUCUCACACAGCCAGACAGAAUGAAGCGUAUGAAGCUGAAACACAUUCACAUGUUAAAUCACAGCGGGAAUAUUUCUGGAGUUUGAUCUUUUAAUACAAAACUCCCAUUCAGUACGUAAGAGUUAAUGGAUUCUUUUAUCCUUCAUACUGGUCGUGAACGGACCCCAAACUGACAAAAUCUGCUAUCUUUGUGUUUCAAUCAGACAUGAAUCAUUUGCAAAUCUUUUUUUUUUUUUUUUUCAUUGUGUAAACAAGCAUUUCAGUUUGCACAGAUCUGAUCGUCUUCUGGUCCAAAGACGUCGACUAGCUAGACACUGAGAUGGGGGAAAAAAAAUCUAAUGCAGUCUUUUCUGUUUUUUAGUGUUUCAUGCUGAGGUUUGGCAGAGGUGCAUCCUGGGAGUUGCUCGUCAGUUUGUUUGCAAAGGACAGCAGGUUUAAACCACAGACUGCAUAUAAGAAGUGGACGUAGUCACCGUGAUUUCACCACAUUUGAUUUAUGGAAGGGGUCGCAUCUCUUCGUCCAUGUGGGCUUUGUAUUCAGACUUGAAAUCCAAACCAACCCUUCUGAUGGCUUCAUCACAAACCUUCUCGAUCAAAGUUCCAUUCAAACUCUCAGCUCUCGGCCUGUGAACGUAUGAAACCGCUUGUCUUAACUCUGCAUAUCAACACCUCACAGGAUGUGUGUUUAGAUACAAGAACCAGAAACAACUUAGCAAUACUGUCAUUGUCAGACGUUUUUUUUAGAUGAACAUGAGGUUUCCUACAGGACAGGUUUAUUUUUUCAUGGGAUAAAUAAAGUUUUCUCUUAAUAUUUGACAUUUAGGAAGGUAAUAACGGUAAAAGAAAACUGAUUAUAAUUUGUCAGUGAGAUGCUUCUGAACAUGCUCACAUGAUUCUCAAUGAUUCGCUGUUUCCUUUUAAUUUAGACUCCAAAUGUGACCGUGUGGGUUGACUGAGACAAAUCGCUGACCAGCCUGUUUAACAUUAGUAGCAACAUUUCAUUUGGUUUUUGAUCGCUCACUGUUUUUCUAUUUUUGCCUGUUGGACAAGUUCCCUGAUUUAAAAACAAAAAAGAAACCAUCACCUCCUGCUGUUUUGGAGUUCAGUUAUGAGUAAACUUGCUACCGCUGAGCAGAGAUGUUCAACAGUGCCUUCAAGAGAUCGGUCUCCGUUUUCCCGUCUCAUCAGACGAUGCAAUCAGGUUUCUAAAUAAAGCAGUUGUUUUUUCGCAGACUGUUAAAAAAAAAUGUUUGUCUCGUU
Molecule: messenger RNA, 2400 nt
Organism: Anoplopoma fimbria (sablefish)
Lineage: Eukaryota; Metazoa; Chordata; Actinopteri; Perciformes; Anoplopomatidae
Gene: c9h6orf120
Product: chromosome 9 C6orf120 homolog
Exons: 2
Coding region: 268-828 (186 amino acids)
Source: RefSeq, a predicted model, not a curated record